This is a messenger RNA of Akanthomyces muscarius, 825 nucleotides long. RefSeq lists its product as uncharacterized. Bases 1 to 825 code for a protein of 274 amino acids. NCBI's taxonomy places the organism in Eukaryota, Fungi, Ascomycota, Sordariomycetes, Hypocreales, Cordycipitaceae. The transcript has a single exon. The record is from RefSeq and is a predicted model, not a curated record.
AUGCCUGGCCCCAAACCCAAGCUCGAGGUCGCCACACCCGUCACCAGCAACUUCCCCUCGGAAAUCACCUCUGCCGCCUCUGCCACUACGGCGACGCCGCUCUCCGGCCUGCUUGGCGUAUCGUUCAAGGCGGAACCGGACUUCAUCAAGACGCCCAUCAGCCCGCCGCUGGCUUACACCGAUUUCCUUUCCAAGGCCAUGUCUCUCAACUCCCCCUCCGUGACCGCUCCCAUGGCCGCUCCCGCUCCCGAAACGACGGCACCCGCGUCUGCGUCCGCCACCAUCGCGAGCGAAAAGGCCGAUGACAGCGGCGCCAGCAGCGACGACAGCACCAGCAGCGCCAGCGUCAAGGAUGAGCAGUCGCCAUCAACAUCACCAGCUACCUCGGCCGCCAGCAGCAGCAAGCCCUCACCGCCCGUCUCCGCCAAGACGCCAUCUGCUUCGGAAAAGGCUUCGGCCGUCGAGCGAGCGCUGGCGUCCGCUUCUGCCUCUCUCGUGCCCCCGAGCCCCUUCUCCAAGGCGCCCAUGUCGGCCCCGGCCACGGGCCCAACUUCGUUUCCCAGCUUCAAGCUGCCCCCGAGCCCCGCCAUCUCCAACCUCGACUCGCCCAUGAGCGCCGUCAGCUCCAUGUUCUCACCGUACAGCGGCCGCUCCUCCCACUCCGUCUUUGACUGGGAUGCCGCCCUCAAGGCGCACUAUGCCGAUCAGAAGCGAAAGUCGGCGCGUACCAGCGUCCGCCACAUUCGCGAGGUCGUGACGAGGACCGUCACCUACACCCCACGUAUGGAGCCGGCCCCCCGCGGCAAGAGACGCAAGGUUGAAUAA